This is a messenger RNA of Dichotomopilus funicola, 1032 nucleotides long. RefSeq lists its product as uncharacterized. The record is from RefSeq and is a predicted model, not a curated record. Bases 1 to 1032 code for a protein of 343 amino acids. NCBI's taxonomy places the organism in Eukaryota, Fungi, Ascomycota, Sordariomycetes, Sordariales, Chaetomiaceae. The transcript is spliced from 2 exons.
AUGAGGGCGUCUCUCGUGUCCCCAGCAGAAGGCGGGCCGCGUACCAUUCAAGGCGCGAUAGGCACGAUUAUGGAGCUGACGGAGGGCGAGGGCCAUGCCCAUGGGCAUGGUUGGCCUGUUGCUCUCCCCGCUGCUCUUGAGGGCAGUCCUGAGAGCAAUUUGGAGGGCGGCCCGGAAGCCAACCCAGAAGACAACCCGGAGGUCGACCCGGUACUCUGUACUAUGUUGCAAGACCUCCGCCGCCGCGCCACUCAGGUCCUCGGUGUGGCAGGCCCUUUGCUAAACGAUGGGGAAAUGAAUUCUCGGAAGCGCAGACUCGCUAGGACUGUCCACCGGUUGGCACGAACCCUCACCCAGCUCCUCGACGAUAACCCGUCCGUCUCUGAUCCCCCGCCCGAAAUCCCCCUUGUCGACGAGAAGCCAUGUUCUUUGGAAGCCAUAGUUUCCAGCACAGAGCACCCCUUGAGGCUGGCUGCCCUGUCCAAGGGGCUUGACUUCAACUUCUUUGUCGCGGAGGGCAUAAAGAGAAACCCCUAUGUCGUAGCCGACGCGGGGCGUUUACGACAUGCCAUUAGCGGGGCGCUUGCAAGCAGCAUCCAAGCGACCACGUGUGGCCAAAUCGAUUUCUACGUUAGAGAAAAUGAGACGCCCCUGGACGACCCAGAAGCCGUCCAUAUCACGUUCUCCGUGCGCGACACCUCGAGAAUUCAACCCUCUGCUCCUGAUACCAGGACCUCCAGUGGUGAUCAGCCCAUAUCCCACCUGGGAACCGUCAAAUACUUGGUAGAGGCCAUGAGAGGCCGAAUCAGGGUGGACUCGAUCCCGGAACUUGGCACUAGAACGAUGUUUUGUAUCCCCUUCGCUCGACCGUCGGGCGACGAUAUGCGCGAGCUCGACUCCCAUGGGUCGAAUCUCACGGUGGAUACGCACGCCACGCUGCCGGUGCCGUACGCGGAUGAUGAGGAGGUUGUAAACGCGAUCGAUGGGUUGGUGGUGAAUGGGAACGUAACCGGUGGUCAUGUUAUCAUGUGA